Messenger RNA from Colletotrichum abscissum, 318 nucleotides. RefSeq lists its product as uncharacterized. The record is from RefSeq and is a predicted model, not a curated record. NCBI's taxonomy places the organism in Eukaryota, Fungi, Ascomycota, Sordariomycetes, Glomerellales, Glomerellaceae. The coding region runs from base 1 to 318 and encodes 105 amino acids. The transcript has a single exon.
AUGGUGACAAUGUGCCGGCGAGGGCUGCCGUUCAAACUCUGCCCUUCUCCAAAUCUUCCCGUCCAUUCUUAUGCAAACUACCCGAGUCGAGUAUCCACCAUCUCUAACCCCCUACUAACUGUUUCCUGUUGUAGUCUGUUUUGCGGCAAAACGUCGGCACCCAACCGCGAAAGAAAACACCUCAUAAAGGUAAUCGUAAGGCAUCGUCGCAGAUCGUGGCUCGAGUUGACAUGGGCCGAAUUCGCCGAUAGAAAGGAGAUGUCUGUCUCGGCUUGUCGUGAUUCCUGGGUAGUUCCAGUUGCGCCCUCAGGCUGUUGA